This is a messenger RNA of Fusarium subglutinans, 1641 nucleotides long. Its product is annotated as 6-hydroxy-D-nicotine oxidase. Gene Ontology annotation, molecular function: FAD binding. The transcript has 5 exons. Bases 1 to 1641 code for a protein of 546 amino acids. The record is from RefSeq and is a predicted model, not a curated record. Lineage: Eukaryota; Fungi; Ascomycota; Sordariomycetes; Hypocreales; Nectriaceae.
AUGCUUCUCAACAAGGCUUUCCUCGGCGCCCUCCUCGCCAUGGGCACAGUCGCCGCACUCCCCAACCCCGACGCUGAGCCCGCUGAUCUCGAGGAUCGCAGCAUUCUUCACCACUGCGGCGAGCACGCUUCGUGGGAUCACGCCAAGAGCGAGUGCGUGUGCCACGACUCUGGCAAGGUCUACACCAAGAAGCACCACAAGUGCAAGUGCCCCAAGGGCGAGAAGUGGCACCACGUUGAGAAGAACGUGUUAGCAUCAACAUGUUGUCAUCAAUUGAAGGGAAGCCUCGGCGAUAAAAUCAGCUUUCCUGAUACAAAGAGCUACAACGCCACGCUGAGUAGCUACUGGUCGAAACAAGAGUCUGCACUUCACCCCAACUGCGUUCUACAGCCUACCACCGCCCACGAUGUCGCCGCUGCCCUGAAGAUAAUUAGCAAACAAAAAGACUGCAAAUUCUCAAUCAAGGGUCAAGGCCAUGCUCCCGCAGCAGGCUUCGCCAACUUCAACGGCGGCGUGACCAUUGACAUGACAACUCUUUCAUCCGUGUCUCUUAACAAAAAGUCAACCAUUGUAAGCAUCGGCGCAGGUGCAAAGUGGCUCAAAGUUUAUCAGCAUCUCGACCUCUCAGGCGUACAAGUUGCGGGUGGCCGAAACGGAAAUGUCGGCGUCGGAGGCUUGCUCCUUGGGGGAGGAAUAUCUCACUUCACUACCCAAGUCGGAUGGGCUUGUGACAAAGUAGUUAACUAUGAGGUUGUUCUCGCCAAUGGUACUCUCAUUAGCGCAAACAAGAAAGAAAACUCGGAUCUAUUCCUUGCUCUGAAAGGAGGGGGCAAUAACUUCGGCGUUAUCACGCGCUUUGACGUUGAGGGGUUUCCGCAGGGCGACAUUUCUACGACUAGCAUCUCCUACGAUAUCAGUGAGAGGGACAAGGUGUUCCAGGCCUUUACAGACUUACUUGACUCAUCUACAUACGAUCCUUCAGCAUCGUUAGUUACUAGCCUUCUUUACAGCUCCGUUUCCAAAGCGUGGUCAUUGUCAGCUUCAGCUGUAUACACCAAGCCAGUCUCCCAACCAGAGAUCUUCGAGGGUCUUUCGAAUGUGCCUCACACGAAGCUAGUUAAUAACAUCACGACGUUGGCGGAGUUUGCUGACGAGAAGGAUACACCGCCAUUGAACUGGCUUUUUGCGACGUUGACUUUCAAGCCCUCCGCACAAAAUAUGCAAUAUAUGUUUGAGACCUUCAACAAGACGAUCUAUUCGUUCAAUCCACAGGACGGCGUGACAUGGAGUAUCGCUUUUGAGCCGUUGGUAGCAGCGAUGCUGGAUGGUCCCAAGCAUACCAAUGUCCUUGGCCUCCAGUCCACACAUGAUGGCUACAUUGUUCUUAUCUCAGCGCUAUGGCCGAACUUAGCUGUCAGCUCGAACGUUGACGAGACAGCGAAGAAGGUACUGUCAGUAUGGGAAGAGGAUGCUCGUGCAAAGGGUCUGUUGCAGAUGUUCCAGUACCUCAAUUACGCUGCCCCAUACCAAAGGCCCUUUGAGUCAUACGGAGAUGACGAGCUGGAGUUUCUCAAGUCGGUUAGCAAGAAGUAUGAUCCUGCUCAAAUCUUGCAGAAGAGAGUGGGUGGCUUCAAGCUGUGA